GUAAAGUGCUGCUGCCCUGUUGCGCACAGCAAGCGUUUUGUCAGGGGUGGUGGGCUGUUCACACGGUUCCUGAAAACGUGUGAAAGAAGACGCACCUUUCCCAGCGGGUUACCCCACGGUGCUACUGGCAUUUGAAUGGCUGUCCUCCUAUGGCCUUGGAAAAAGCAUCGUCAUUCACCAACCUUUUCCAUUCACCAGAGCUCAUUCCGAUUCUACAGCCAUGGGCAUCCUUCCAACCUCAGACAAGUUCCCGCUCCUCGUCGUCCUGAACCCGAGCGCAGGACUGAAACAGGGCCAGAAAAUCUUUGCAAAGACCGUUCAACCGGCAAUCGAUAACUCAGGCACGGCCGUUCGUCUCAUCGAGACCUCAGCCCGCGGCUUCGCCCAAACCUACUUCAAAGACAAUAUCCAACAAAUCCUCGCCGAUCUCUGUCAGUCUCUAGUAACGACAGCCAGCAACAGGGGAGGACCGCAGCCCGUGCAUCCCACGAGCGCAACGCUUCGAGUCAUGGUCAUGGGUGGUGAUGGAACAGUUCACGAGACCGUCAAUGGCAUCCUUGAAGGUCUGAAAGGCUCUUCCUUUGUCUCGGACGGUUUCCGGCCGAAAAUCGAGCUCUCUGUCGUUCCUACUGGUACCGGAAACGCUAUUGCUACAAGCCUCGGCGUGACGACCGUUCAGGAAGCUAUUGAACGGUUCCAGGCAGGGGCGGUCAUUCCAUUGCGGGUCGUCAAGGUUUCUACUCGGCCACAAGAAUCAAAUGACCAACCAGCGGCGGCAAAUGGAUGGAAAACGCAUGUGUACACAGUCGUGGUCAACAGCUUUGGGCUUCACUGCGCAACCGUCCAUGAUGCAGAAGGAUACAGAGGCCUUGGUAAUCUGCGGUUCAAGAUCGCGGCCCUCAAGAACAUCUUCCUAUUGAAGCAAUACGAAGCACGGUUGGAUUUCUAUGGACCUGUUCAGAGAUAUGAUCGCCCCCUGCAGAAACUGGUCGCGACGGUCGAGAGUGAUACGGAGGAGGUCCCGAAUGCCUCCAGCAACAGCCCUUCGUUCACACUCUCGGGACCGUUUACGUACCUCAUGUUUUCCAAGCAGGCCUCUCUCGAGCCAGGGUUCAAACCGACGCCCUUGGCCAAGACCUCAGACGGAUGGCUGGAUGUGUUGGCAGUACAGAAUGUGGGUCGCAGUGCUAUACUCCAGGUCUUGGAGGGUAUCAUCAACGACGGACAGCAUGUGCAGCACGAGAAGGUCGAAUACUACAAGGCCAAGAUUGUGGAACUGGAAACGCCCAAAAAUGGACGUCUUUGCAUCGAUGGAGAAUUCAUGGACAUCGCGGCAGGGCCUCAGGGCAGGGUUAAGUUCGAAGUAUCCUCGGAUCCAAACAUCCAGCUCUUCCAUGUUUACUCGUAAAAAAAAAAAAGUGCCUCAAAUAGCAAGUUUAU
Molecule: messenger RNA, 1440 nt
Organism: Gamsiella multidivaricata
Lineage: Eukaryota; Fungi; Mortierellomycota; Mortierellomycetes; Mortierellales; Mortierellaceae
Product: ATP-NAD kinase-like domain-containing protein
Exons: 2
Coding region: 221-1408 (395 amino acids)
Biological process (GO): sphingosine biosynthetic process
Cellular component (GO): intracellular membrane-bounded organelle; cytoplasm; membrane
Source: RefSeq, a predicted model, not a curated record